UGGCAGCCUGCCGCGAGGUCACGUGACACAUAUGUCAGGGGCCAGCAUGGCGGACAUUCAUGUGGAGCCUCGAAACAAACCGCACCGAUUGUCCAGCUAACCCCGCCGCGAGGAACACCGAUACCACGCGCGUAGCCGGGCCGCCGGUGCCCGAACUGACCGCAGAAUGGACGAGGACAACAAACCCCAGUUCCCGUCUCUGCCCGCAGCCAGGGAGGACCUUCUGGACUGGUCUUAUCCAAUGAGACGAGAAAUGCAGGAGAUAUUGCCAGGACUGUUUUUAGGUCCCUACUCUGCUGCAAUGAAAAGCAAGCUGCCAAUUCUUGAGAGACAGGGCAUAACGCAUAUUGUGUGUGUCCGGCAAAACAUUGAAGCCAAUUUUAUUAAACCUAAUUUCCCUCAUACAUUUAGAUACCUUGUGUUAGAUAUUGCUGACAAUCCAAUGGAAAACAUAAUCCGCUUUUUUCCUAUGACUAAAGAAUUUAUCGAUAGCUGCUUAGCAACAGAGGGAAAGGUACUGGUUCACGGUAAUGCAGGGAUAUCAAGAAGUGCUGCCUUAGUGAUUGCAUACCUUAUGGAAACAUUUGGGAUUAAAUACAGGGAUGCAUUCAGCCACGUCCAGGAGAGGAGGUUUUGUAUCAACCCCAAUGCAGGCUUCGUGCAUCAGCUGCAGGACUAUGAAGCAAUCUACCUGGCCAGAUUGACUAUUAAGAUGAUGUCACCGAUGCAGUUGGGCAGGCCGUUCUCGCUACAAGCUGGGAUGACAGCAGGAAGCCGUAAACGCAGCCUGGAGGAGGAUGAAGAUUUUGGAGCGAUGCAGGUCACGGCAGCACAGAAUCUAUGAGCUUUGCAGAUACUUAGCCGUGUGGCACAGUGCACUCAUUUUUACAUUUUUAAUGGGAUUAAAAAUGUAAAUAUUUGAACUUUUUCUAAGGGGAAGGGAUGGGGGUGGGAGGGAGAACCACUCGUGUCUGAGACAUGGAGUACUGAUGGGAGUCGGGCAAAUUUGAUAACUUUUUUUUUUUUUCCUUGAGCUGUAUGCACUGAUGGGAGAUUUUUUGCAGUUUUAUAGUAUUUAAAGCAUUAUGCAUUUGCAGCGGGACAGUAUUGCAAUAAUGCACUUUCAAUACUUGAAUUUGUGUAGACGAACAGAAGGGGGAAGUUGGCAAAAGGGAAAGAAGCCAGGAUGUCGCCGAGUGGAAGACACUACCAGAGGAAUAGCUACGACUUCAUUUUGGUAGUAAUAGGAUUAUUUACUAAUAUCAGAUGUAAUGUGGGGAUGUAAGGAAUGGAAAAAUAACUCACUGCUUAAUAAAAAAAAGAAAGUCCUGUA
Messenger RNA from Mugil cephalus (flathead mullet), 1333 nucleotides. It is a transcript of the gene styx, whose product is annotated as serine/threonine/tyrosine interacting protein. NCBI's taxonomy places the organism in Eukaryota, Metazoa, Chordata, Actinopteri, Mugiliformes, Mugilidae. Gene Ontology annotation, biological process: negative regulation of SCF-dependent proteasomal ubiquitin-dependent catabolic process; negative regulation of protein binding; regulation of ERK1 and ERK2 cascade. Bases 167 to 844 code for a protein of 225 amino acids. Gene Ontology annotation, cellular component: cytoplasm; nucleoplasm. The transcript has 11 exons. Gene Ontology annotation, molecular function: F-box domain binding; protein tyrosine/serine/threonine phosphatase activity. The record is from RefSeq and is a predicted model, not a curated record.